Oncorhynchus keta (chum salmon) is the source of this 2140-nucleotide messenger RNA. RefSeq names its product lithostathine-like. Lineage: Eukaryota; Metazoa; Chordata; Actinopteri; Salmoniformes; Salmonidae. The transcript has 6 exons. The record is from RefSeq and is a predicted model, not a curated record. Bases 86 to 1075 code for a protein of 329 amino acids.
GGCACCAGACACACAACAAGAGGGAGACAUCAGUCCACAGACCAGAGAGAGACCAGGCCAGACCCACUCAACAGUCAGCCAAACGAUGGGGUGGAGAACCCAUCUCUUACUAUUUCUUACAGGGUUGUAUUUGCCUUCUCCAUGCCUUCCUUAUCAGUACCACUUUGUGGAAAAAUGGAUAACCUGGAAGGAAGCACAGACCUACUGCAGAGAUAUGUACAUUGACCUGGCCACCAUAGGCAAUAUUGAGGAUAUGAACAGAUUGAUGAAAAUGGACAGGUUUAGUGUUAAUAAUUGGAUAGGCACUGUCUGGAUAGGGCUGUAUGAUGAUAUGGUUAACAGCUGGGGGUGGUCUCUUGAAGACAGUGACUACUACGGUAAGGGAGAGGCUGAGUUUAGACACUGGCAGAGCGGUGCACCUGAUAACAUUGCGGAACAACCCUGUGUGGUCAUUACAAAUGGGAUGUGGAAAAAUCAGGAUUGCAAGCUGGAGCGUUCCUUCAUCUGCUGCACCGGCGAGAGAAAUAACAGUCCGAGAUUUAUCUUAGUAAAUGAAACAAAAAAAAGCUGGGGUGAAGCUCAGAACUACUGCAGAAAUCGCUACCGAGACCUGGCCAGUGUGAGGAACCAGGCUGAGAACCAGGAGAUUGAGACCUUGGUUGGUGAUAGUGACGUGUGGAUUGGCCUGUUUAGCGACUCCUGGAAGUGGUCAGAUGGCAGUGGUUCCUCAUUUAGGCACUGGAAGUUGGGAGAACCCAAUAACAAUGACAGUAAACCUCAAUGUGGUGGAGCAGUGUUAAAGGAAGGAAACACAGUUUCAGACGAAUGGACAGAUUGGCCCUGUGAUAAUACUUGGCAACCCUUUGUUUGCUACAGCAUUCCUCCAGUGAAGACGACACAGAAGGUGGUGCGAGUGAGACUGACCCCGAAUGACCAAAACAUGGACAUGAAUGAUCCUGUCGUACAGGAGGCCAUCUUACAGCAAAUAAAGAACGAGCUGAGGGAGAAGGGGAUGUCUGAUGACGUCAAACUGAGAUGGAAGGAGCAACCGGAUGGGAAGAUCUUCCACAAAUAAGAAAAGGGGGUUCCCAAAGAUGGAGAGAGAACCAGUUAUGACAAAAAGAGGAUUGUAAAUGUUAUUAUAUUUCUUGAUUCGUAGGAAAACUCUCCCCCUAUAUAUUAUUUUAGCUGAUUUUGAGUUAUAUAUCAUAUUUUACAUUCACACAUUAAGAUUGUUACUAUCCUUAAUUAAUUAAAUGAUUUAAAAUGAUUCAUUAUUUUGUGAACAUCUAUGUAUUCCUAGAGCAGGGAUCAUCAACUAGAUUCAGCCGCGUGCCGAUUUCGUUCUUGAGCAGAUGGUCAGGAGGCCGGAACAUCAUUUCAAAUCAUUUGUAGACAGCAAAUUGACCAUUAAGUCCAAACAGACUUUGAAAUGCAUCUCAAUAUUAGGAAGGUGUUUUUAAUGUUUUGUGCACUCGAUGUAUAUCAUUCUAUUUGCGUUAGAAUACUUUAGAACAGAUUCCCCAAGUUAAAAUCACUCGGAGCUGAUUUGCUGGUGUUUUUAGUCUUUUAUGUCCAACAACAACAAUAAAUGUAUCCUUUGGGCCACCAGUUGGGGAACCCUGUCCUAGAGUAUGUAUUACAUUACAUAUAUUAUAUCACUGUAUAUGCUGUUGCAAUCAUUAACAAUUAACAGGCAGAUAGGGAAAAAGGGGGUGGAGAAAAGGGGGAAGAGGAGAACGAAGAGAAAGACAGAGAUCUAACUCCAAAUGAUGUCGGAUCAUAUAAGUGACUUAUAACCUUUUGGCUUUAGAUAUCAUCGGACAUUUUGUAUGAAAUAUCAUUUGAGGGUGUAUUAUAAACGUGUGUUAAGAUAUCUCGACUUUCUUUUGUGGGGAGAUUAUUCAUUUGAUUUGAUUGACAAUUUAAAAACACGGAUAGAAUUCAUUUAAAAUCAUUGAGGAUAAAAAUGUACAUAGUGUAAAAACCUAUUUCCAUUUGGUCCUCUUGUUUUAUUUAAUUAUAAUCAUGACAUUACAUUAAUUUUUUUUAAAACGCCAUAAAUAAAGUACAAAUUUUCUGGAAUUAGUGUUGUUCUUUGUAAUUUGGAAGCAAAUGAUAAUAAAGGAUGUCUACUUCA